Molecule: messenger RNA, 2218 nt
Organism: Colossoma macropomum (tambaqui)
Lineage: Eukaryota; Metazoa; Chordata; Actinopteri; Characiformes; Serrasalmidae
Gene: prpf4
Product: PRP4 pre-mRNA processing factor 4 homolog (yeast)
Exons: 14
Coding region: 206-1729 (507 amino acids)
Biological process (GO): mRNA splicing, via spliceosome
Cellular component (GO): U4/U6 x U5 tri-snRNP complex
Molecular function (GO): U6 snRNA binding; protein binding; U4 snRNA binding
Source: RefSeq, a predicted model, not a curated record
CUUUCUUCUAUGGUCUAUGACAAGUUCCUGUGCGCCACACAUAUCGCGGAGCAUUUGUCGUGGAGAGCUACGUUUAGCUAGCAAUAUGUAUUAACUAACAUUACAGUGCAAACUUAAUGAAAACAUAUUGUUAAUAUUGUUUCAACUGACUGGAGGUGGCGUGGGCAGGUUGUGCUGACCUCAGUAGAAAAAUAGUCCAUUAAAGAUGUCGGAUGAGGAUGAAGCUCCAGUGGUGAAAAAGUCGCGGAUCUUUUAUGGAAGUAUUGAAGAAAAGGAGAAGGAGCGUCUUGGAAGAGAGGGAGCCACUGCCUCAGGCAAAGACGCCAUUAAGGCUGGUAUUGAGGCUGGCAAUAUUAACAUCUCCUCUGGUGAGUCACUGGAGAUAGAGGAUCGUGUGAAUGAGCGGCAGGCAGAGGUGUUGGCUGAAUUUGAGCGCAGGAAAAGAGCCCGACAAAUUACAGUCUCUACUGAUGACACUGAAGUCAAAGCUUGUCUGCGUGCUCUUGGAGAGCCAAUUACACUGUUUGGCGAGGGCCCUGCUGAGAGACGAGAGAGAUUGCGAAAUAUCUUAUCAGUAGUAGGUCCUGAUGCCCUGAAGAAAUCUAAGAAGGAUGAAGAGAAAGCAAAGCGUUCCCAGGAGGACUCUCAGCAGACAUGGUACCAUGAGGGCCCCGAGACUCUGAAGGACGCACGGCUCUGGCUAGCAAAAUACUCAUUACCCAGAGCUGUAAAGAGGUUAGACACUGCACGUGCUCUAAAAGAUAUUCCGGAAUCUACACGCACAGUACGGCAGCAAGAGCUUCACAAGGCUCUCAGGAACCUGAACAACUUCUGCAGUCAGAUUGGAGAUGAUCGCCCAAUAUCCUAUUGCCAGUUCAGCCCUAACUCCAAACUGCUGGUGACUGCAUCUUGGAGCGGUCUAUGCAAGCUCUGGAAUGUCCCAGACUGCAGCCUCGUUCGUACAUUAAGGGGUCACAAUACAAAUGUUGGAGCCAUUAGCUUCCAUCCACAGGCCACACUCACUCUCAAGAAGUCAGAUGUCAACAUGGCUUCCUGUGCUGCAGAUGGAUCUGUUAAAUUGUGGAGUUUGGACAGUGAUGAGCCCGUUGCAGACAUUGAGGGCCACUCCAUGAGGGUGGCUCGAGUAGCAUGGCACCCUUCUGGCCGGUUUCUGGGCACAGCAUGUUAUGAUAACUCAUGGCGACUGUGGGAUCUUGAAGUCCAGGAGGAGAUUCUUCAUCAAGAAGGCCACAGUAAAGGUGUUCAUGACCUGCAUUUCCAUCCUGACGGUUCCUUAGCAGGAACUGGUGGUCUGGACUCCUUUGGUCGCGUAUGGGACUUGAGAACUGGUCGCUGUGUCAUGUUCCUGGAGGGGCAUCUCAAAGAAAUAUACGGGAUCAACUUCUCUCCAAAUGGUUUUCAUGUGGCCACAGGGAGUGGGGACAACACGUGUAAAGUAUGGGACCUGCGGAACAGAAAGUGUGUAUACACAAUCCCUGCUCACCAGAAUCUGUUGUCUUCAGUCAAAUUCCAGCCUAUAGAUGGUCAUUUCUUGCUGACUGGUGCUUAUGACAAUACGGCCAAAGUGUGGACCCACCCUGGCUGGUCUCCACUGAGGACCCUGGCGGGGCAUGAGGGAAAGGUGAUGGGGCUGGAUAUGUCUCCUGAUGGACAGCUUAUUGCCACCUGCUCCUAUGACCGCACCUUUAAACUCUGGGUGUCUGAGUGAGGAAAAUGGGUGUUGGAGCGGAUGCAUGAGACUAAUUGAUGUUUCUGUUUUUAAUUAAACCAUGAACGGAUACGUAAGUUCAUGAUCCUACCACCGCUAUUGGGUUUGAGUUUCUCUAAAUAGCUUGUAUUUUUUGCUCUGCAUUGAUCGUGAUGGACAUUUCAAAGUCCUUUUAUGUUUACAUAGCGUACAUCAUCCUUUUGUGUUGUGUAACUUUUAUUGACCAGCAACACAGAUGUUCGGAUUUUUCUUAUGCAAACUUCGCAUAUUUUUUCUUUUUGUUGAUUCUCUUCUUAACCCCCCAACCCCACCCACCCGACAAAAGUAUAAGGUUACAUUAAUUAUACUGUCUGUUGGUGCAUGGGUGCACACACGUUUGUAAUUGUCUUGCGCAUAUGAUGUUUUAGAAUAAGUAAAAUCUGAUCAUUGUGUUCCACUUAGAUCUAUUGAGUAUCUGAUCUGUUAAUUAAACUGAUAAUUCUUUCUACA